AUGGGCGAUCUGUUAACGGACGCAGAGAAAUGCGGUCGAGCGUUGACGGAGAUGAAAUCGGCGCUGCGAGAGCGUGACGAACUGCGAAGUCAAAACCGAGAGCAGAGCUGUUUGCUGGCGGACCAAGAGGAAGAGAUACAGCGGUUGGUGCUGCUGGUCAGAAGUCUGUCGGCGAAGCACGAGGGCCUGCAGGUAAGAAGGAGUGGAAGAGAAAAAUCGUCUAAACACAAUAACAGCCUCAAACUUUACGAGCAGGUAAAGAUGAAGGGAACAAUCGAGAGCAUGCGGCUAGAGAUAGACGAGAAAAACUGCAAGAUAUGCGAAUGCGAGGCACAGCUUUCGUCCGUGGAGAAAGAGGUCGACUGCCUCAACGUCAAGCUGAAGAACAGCCUGAACAGCAUGGACGAGUUCAAGAUCGCCUAUCAGGAUGCCUGCAACUGCGCAGACCUGGACCGAGACAUUUACUCGCAGGCUAAGAGCGCCCUUUGCAAACUAAACCAGACAAUGACGGAACUCAAGGAGUAUAAAUUGGAGAGGGAGAACCUGCUGCGACAGAUCGAGGAAAUGAAGUACAACAAAAACCACAUUAACAAUAACCUCAACAGAUUCUGCUGUCAGAAUUUUAUCGCAGCGGAAAAUGAGAUACGCAGAAAAGGUGACGUCGGCGAUUUGGGGAUCCUGGAUUUGCGGAAACGAAAAUGUGCGUUGCGGGAAGAGCUUGAGGAGGUAGAAAAGGAGCUUCAAGAUCGACUGGGAAAUCGUGGUCGGGAAGCCGUUGGAUUGGACGAGGACCUGGACGUCGUGGCGUCAGCGAAACGGACGAUAAAUCGACUGAAUAACGCGAUGCUGGACCUGGACGCAUGGGAGUACGAAAAGGCCAGUAUGCAGGAGACGAUAGAACGGUUGAAAAUUCAGGUAUCGACGUUGAGCGGAAAAGAGGAAAACGGAGACGGUGAGAACGUCGAGAGACGCAUCGUCGACCAGGCCUCAAACUCGCUGGCGAAGCUAAGCCGACUGUUUGCGGAGCUCAAGCAGUACCAAAUGGAACGUGAAGUAAUGCAGAACAAAAUCAAGAACCUUACCGAAGCUUUGAAGGAUUCGCGAUCGGCAGAGGGGUGCAAGGGAAUAACAAUGCUUAAGGAACGGCUGCGCGAUCUGCGUAUUGAAAACGAGAAGGAGCGCUUGGUGCAUGCCGAGAACAUAAAAAGCUUGCAGGCGAGACUGGAAGAGGCCGAAAACACGUCGGGCUGUUCGGGUGUUAAAGCUCUGAGACAGAAACUGCGGGAGUCGCUGCAGGCUACCGGCACAGACGUAAAGGUCGAUCAAGCUCUGGCGAUUCACGUGAAGAAGUCGAUCGAGAGGCUCGAAAAUUUAUCGAAGGAGAUCAAAGAGGUCGACGAAGAGCGCGUCGAGAUUGUUAAAGAGAUUGCCAAGCAGCAGGAAGAGAUUCAGGUUAGGAACGUGGAGAUUAUGAGACUAAAGAAGCAGGUGGCUCAGGAAACUGCGAAGCGUCGAGGUGAAGGAGAUCGCGCUGAGGAAGGCCUGCAGGAGCUUGAGGGGACGCGGAACGAACUUGUAGAGAAAAUCAGAACCAUACAGGAGCUCGAGGACCAGCUUCAGUCCUGGCAGUUUCAGUUACUUGGAUCUAACAAGGAGCAAGCUUCACUGAAACAGCGAAUAAAAGCAAUGGAAGACGAGAAAAUCGAACUCCUUGCUCGUAACGAUGAGAUGGCGAAGAAGCUCGAGUCAGCAGACACCGAAAUGUCCUCCCUUAUAAGUAAAGUCACUUCAUCCGAAAGGAUUCGCGCAAAUUUGAACCAACUCGAAGCUCAGUAUUUCAAAUGGCACACUAAUCUUGUGAUCCAUGGUCUAUUUCACAGAUUGCUGUCACUGCAAAGCAAAAACGAGAAACUGAUUGGAGAGGUAGCGACAUUGAAGGGUAUUUUAUCUGAGAGGAAUAACGAUAUAGAAGCGUUGAUUGAUAAGAGAGCAAAGGAGAGUGAGACGACAGAGCGUAACGCAGCUGUGUACGAGAUGAAAUUAGCGACGUGUCGGAAAGAAUUUGACCGAGUAUUCCGAGCGAACAAAAGUUUGACCGCAAAGCUGGUCGAGGCGGAGGGCAAGAUUAGCGACAUGAACAAAUUGAUAUCCGAAUUCGAAGGAGAUCGAGCAAAGCUGGAACAGGUAUCGAACCUGCAGCGUGAAAUAACGAAGCUGACGAAGGACAAGCGCAAGCUCGAAAGCGAGCUACGGGGCUCGAAAAAUCAGCUCGGAUCGCUGGAGGCCUCGAACAAGAAACUGGAGGAGGACCUGAACCGCGUCUUUGACGACAAUGAGGGCCUCAAGCUCGAGAUCGAGAAGCUCCACGGCGAGAAUGUCAGGCUGUCGUCUGAGCUAGUCGGCGAAGUUUCGGCCAGGGAAAAGCUCGCCAGACUUCCCGAUAAGCUCACCAACGACAUUUCAGCCCUCAAACAGCGACUCCAUUCCACCGAAGUUCGAGCCUCCAACAUUCUUCAGGAUCUUCAGAACAGGAUCGAACAACUUCAGACCAAACGCAACGAGGACGCUGUUCUCAUCAACGAACUUCAGCGACAGAAUAAAUUCCAGAACGAGAAGGUGUCAAUCUGCGAUGAGAAAUUGGCGGUUCUGGAAAAGGCGAACAGUGAAUUGAAGAACGAGUUGAAUAAGCGACUGGAAGAAAUAAAAAAACUCAGUGUAAAGCUGAGGAGUAUUGAAGCUCUGGAGAAAAGCAGUCAGUUCAUGGUGACUAAAGGGGAUAACAAGGAUGUCAACGACGAAUCGAAUAAUCAAAUUGUUCCGGAUAAUGAGAAGACCAGCCACAAGCUCGAUACAGUGGCGGAAUUAACGUGCCGGCUCAAUCACGCCGAGAAUGAGAACAAGCAAAGGCAAACUGAGAUGCAGAAGCUUCAGUGCGACGUAAAGUCGAAAAACGCCGAAAUAAAUUCACUAAGAGAAAAUAUCAAGUCGCUUGCCGAGGAAAGGGACGCCCUUAACGAAAUUAUCAAGAACAAGGAGAUCCAGAACAGUCAGAGAUUACAGGCUGUGAAAAUGACUUACGAAGGGACUCUGAAGGUGCUGUAUGAAAACCACAACGAGAGUAUCGCGAGGCUUCAGACACAGUACGAGGACGCGAUUAAGGACAGUGACUAUUUCGACCCCGAAAGCUGGUUGCGGUCAUUGAGUUCGAAAGAGCUCGCCGAGCUUCACGAUCGGAUCUGCAUGACAAUUUCUUGCUCGAUAUCAAAUGAGCAGUCUAAACCAGACAAUUCGGAAUCAUCGGUAACCAGUUUGCAACGAAAUUACCAACAGGAUCUGAACGAGAAACAUCAACUCAACAAGAGGAUAGCUACUCUCGAGAAUGAGAUUGUUCAAAUUGAGCAAGAGGCUCGUCAAAAAGUGUACGAACUCGAGAUAGUGAUUGAGCAGGAGAAGAAGCGGUCUCAAGAAAUGUCGGAAAUGGUGGCAAAAGAGCAGCUGAGAAAUGCAGAAUUGCAGAGGCGGCUGACGUUGUCAGGAGGCGUUUCUAGUAAGAAUCAGUUAUCCGAUGGGAAGACUAGUAAUAUUAGUAUCGAAAGAAGCAAAUCGAUACAACUCGAUGGAAGUGCCGAGUCAGAAAAAGACAUUUUGCGUCGUCAGUCCGCCUACAAUCAGGAUCGAGCUGAUAAUUACGGAGUGUUAUUGGAGCAGCAACGGAAAAUAGUAAAGAAUCUCGAAAUGGAACUGAUGGACGGUUCGCCGAAGGAGAAAGUGUUCGAUUGGCGCAAGAAGAAUUUCAUUCACCAGUGCAGCACGUAUAAAAAGUAUGAAAAUGAUUAAUGGAUGGUGAUUUUUUUUUUUAGUACGAUCGAAGAUAAUGCGAAAAAGUAGUAAAUAAAAUAAUACUUGCGAUAAUAAAUCUACACAGCCAAUAAAAUUUGGAAACCAAAAUUUCUGUUGAUAUUUUUUUUUGUU
Messenger RNA from Neodiprion virginianus, 3972 nucleotides. Its product is annotated as putative leucine-rich repeat-containing protein DDB_G0290503. The transcript has 10 exons. The coding region runs from base 1 to 3837 and encodes 1278 amino acids. Lineage: Eukaryota; Metazoa; Arthropoda; Insecta; Hymenoptera; Diprionidae. The record is from RefSeq and is a predicted model, not a curated record.